Messenger RNA from Acaromyces ingoldii, 1641 nucleotides. RefSeq lists its product as hypothetical. The transcript has 3 exons. The coding region runs from base 124 to 1641 and encodes 505 amino acids. Gene Ontology annotation, cellular component: mitochondrial matrix; cytoplasm. Lineage: Eukaryota; Fungi; Basidiomycota; Exobasidiomycetes; Exobasidiales; Cryptobasidiaceae. The record is from RefSeq and is a predicted model, not a curated record. Gene Ontology annotation, biological process: mitochondrial tRNA methylation; tRNA N1-guanine methylation.
CCAUCUCACACGAUCGAAGAAGCGCGACGGAAGGCCAAGAUUUCGAGAGUUUUGCAGGCGGGCCACGAGUGAGAGUAGGAGUACGAGAUCUCGAGAGCACACGGGCCGCUGGACGGGAGGCGCAUGCAAAGGGCCGUGCACCGCAUCGCAGGCAGGCUCGUUGGUGGACCGGCGGCGCGACGCACGAUGGCGUCCCUUUCCCCCUCAGCCUCGAUGGCAGCGGCAGGUACGACUGAGACCCGGACUCCACGACUCACACGGCUGGCGGUGCCGGCGAGCGUCGAGCGGCUGCCGCGGCUCGAGCCCGGGAGCGCCGCCGCCGAGGCGUUUGUGCAGCAGACGGCCGCCGAUCCGAGCGGGUUCCUCGACGGCCUCCGGGACCAAUUCACGCUGCGGCUGCCCCUCGUGGGCCUGCGCAUCGCUGGGCGGCAGGCGACGCGGAUCCAGGCAGAGCCGGCGAUCAAGGGCGCGGUGCUGCGGCUGCCCAAGGUCAAGCACCUGCUGCCCGACGACGCGGGCGAUGCGUCGCGGCGCAUUCUCCUGCUGAAUGUCGCCGCCGUCGACGAUCUCGACGAGCGGGCGCGGCACUUUCUGGAAGAGGCCGCUGCUGCCAGAGAAGAAGAAGAAGGCCACGCCCAGCCCACGCAGCAGCACCUCACCGUCGACUACGGCCACUGGACGGCCGACGAGGUGCUGGGCGCGCUGCUGCCGCUCGGCCUGCCCGAGGGCACGCCCACCGCCUUUACCUCGACGGGCCACAUUGCGCACCUGAACCUGCGCGCCGACUACCUGCCGUACCGCCACGUGAUCGGGCAGGUGAUCCUGGACAAGAAUGCCCGCAUGGUGCGCACCGUCGUCAACAAGCUCGACACCAUCGAUGCCGAGUUUCGCUUCUUUGCCAUGGAGCGCCUCGCAGGUGCCGACGACUAUGCCGUCGUCCUGUCCGAGGGCGGCUGCUCGUUUGCGUUUGACUUUCGCACCGUGUACUGGAACUCGCGGCUACACGCCGAGCACGCACGCCUCGUGGCGCGCUUUGCGCCCUACGCCGUCGUCUGCGACGUCAUGGCCGGCGUCGGGCCAUUUGCCGUGCCCGCCGCACGUAAAGGCUGCUGGGUGCUCGCCAACGACCUCAACCCCGCGAGCCACGCGGCGCUGUGUGCCAAUGCCGCGCGCAACCACGUCGCGGCCAAUGUGCGGCCGGCGUGCCUCGACGGGCGCGACUUUAUCCGGCGCAGCAUCCAAAAGCAGGAGCAGAAGGAGCCGGCAGCCAUCUCGCGCGCACCCCCGCAGCGGCUCAUCGACGACUUUGUCAUGAACCUGCCCGCGUCGGCGCUCGAGUUCCUCGAUGCCUUCCGGGGCGCAUACAGACCCAUCGCCGGGCCCGAACUGGACGCCGAGGUAGCCCGGCGCGCCUCCGAAGAGGGCACGGCGGCCUGGCCCAUGGUGCAUGUCCACUGCUUCACAAAGGACCUCGAGCGGCCCCACGAGGACAUCUGCGCGCGCGCAAGCCACAUCCUCGGCCUUGGCGAUGGGCCACGCCGCCUCCUCAGCCUGCACUACGUGCGUGCCGUGGCGCCCAACAAGGACAUGUACUGCCUCUCCUUCCGUCUCACGCCCUCGAUUCUCUUUGACGAGGCAUGA